Molecule: messenger RNA, 1869 nt
Organism: Leishmania braziliensis MHOM/BR/75/M2904
Lineage: Eukaryota; Euglenozoa; Kinetoplastea; Trypanosomatida; Trypanosomatidae
Exons: 1
Coding region: 1-1869 (622 amino acids)
Source: RefSeq, a predicted model, not a curated record
AUGAGACAACCCUCGUCACGGCAGCGCGACGGCCCGCCGUCUCGAUCGCCUGUGGGCCGCCGCGGUAUCCCUGCGGUGGUACCUCAUGGGUCUCUUUCAGGGGACUUUGAGACACCACCACCACCGUCACGGCGUCUGCGCAGUCGUAGCAGCCCGUUCGACACCGCACCCUCACCGCCUUCGUUCCCACCGGCGACCGGGCUCGGUAUUAGUGUGGUUUCUGUGCAGCCUUGCCCACGCAGUAGGCCAGUCGCGCAGAGGCGUACUAUGAUGUCGGUGGGCAAGGCCAGGGCUGCCGCGAGGAUUGCACCGCAAACCAGCCGUCUGCUGAGCAGCCGUGAAACGCGCCUUCGCAGGGAACACAUCUCGGAAGGACAGCCGGGAAGCCACUCUGCAGACGCCGCGACUCCGCGGCGUCUGCUAAUGCGCAGAUUCAGUGGUGGAGUGGCCUCUGCGCGACCACCUGCUAUCACCUCUGCUCAGCUUGUCGAACUGCCGUCCUCCUCGGGGGUCACACCAGCCAGCUUCGGAAUUGAAGUCGCCGGUCUGACAACCGACCACGCGCCGCGACGCCCACUUGGGGCCUCUCAGAGAUCAGCCCUGUCCACGUCGCUGCUUUUCACCUUUCCAGAGGCGACGCCGUCGGCGCCGACGGUUGCAGGCACCGAUGGCCCAUCAAUGAGCGGCCAGGAAAGCAGAACCGUCUCGUGCACGUUCCCACCGACGCAGAAGACGACGCGCACAUCCCUGUCAACUUCGUCUGAUGCUGCACCGACCGCCAUGGCGUCCGCUUCUCUGGCAGACUCGGUACCGCUUCUUGGGGCUCACUUCACGACUGCCUCAGGUGAGGAUGACGAGGAGCGCACACUUGGGUCUCUCUCCGCGUCGCAGCCGCUGAGUCGCUUCACAGCGAUGCGCGAGCCUUCAACCCUCGCCGCUUCUACGAGGAGCCCACACAUGCCAUCGAUCGCCAUGCACGGUCGACUUAUUCCAUCAGUGACGAGUAUCACCGACAGCUUGCACUGCUCCACAACGACGGACACCGCUGCUACACCGCGAAGGGGCAGCUGUCUGGUUUGGUUGCCUGCCGGUAGCGCCAUGGACUUCUCCGGAUGCUCUUCUACGACGAACCCCAAGUCAUUUAUCGACGAGCGGCGAUCCAUUCACACGUCGGCUCUCAUUGCAGAUGACGGCGCACAUCACUGCCAGAGCAGCGCGGAGCCAGCGUCGCAGGGUAUGGAAAGCGACGGUGACGUACCUGCACCACUCAAGGCACAUUUGCCCAGCACCCCGCCACUGCCCCACGACCCUGUCGCUGGGCAUACAUGGAGAGCGGAAUUUAUGACAUCGAGACACGCCGUCUCAGGGGCGCUGCACGUUGCCCACACGCCAGAGAAGCACCCACCGCGUACCGUCUUGCCAUCGCCAGCGCGUACUGUGAAGACCUCCAUACAAUCGCAGCGCGUAUCGGCGCGUUCUGUGGGGACUCACGGCGCGCCUAUGCGUCCACCACUCCCAAGAGAGGGUGCGAUUGGUGGCGACGGGGGCACAGGAACGACCUUAUCAGGCUGCGAUGCCUGUACAGCAGUCUCUUACUCUCCUAAUCCCACCCGUUCACCGCGCGCCAGCCCCAGAGGCACACCACACCGCGUGAGCAACUCCUCGGAUCGCCUCCGAUUUGUUACACCUACCAUGACUGCCACCGGUGCAAGCAACUCCGGUGCCUCACCUCGCACCAAAUCGCCGACCGGGACUUUGUCGGCUGAGCUGACCAAGCGUGCAAUAAAGGAUCGUCGGCGACGGGAGCUCUACGCAUGGAACGAGCAGCUUCGGUUACAGAACGAGUCCAGCGUUCAAGACGCUGUCUGA